AUGAAAAUUCUCCGCGGUGUUUGGUUCCGAGAUAACGCUGGAACACUGGAGCCACUGGAUGAUAACGUGAUUAUUGACCGACUGGAAUCUCAGUAUCUUGAACUGACUUCAUCUGGUGCAGGAUCCCUAGAUGAUUCGAAUUUUCAAAAGGCUGGUGAACCAGAAGGACGAAAAUACACCCCUAAGCCUCGAAAUCUGCAUUAUACUGCAAGUGCACCUGUACUUUAUACCGUAAACGAUCUGGCCACCGAAGAAGUGUCUUGUGUUUACAACAGCCUUGAUGCACAAGCGUACGUCCUUACAGAAAACGUCACACCAGAUCAUAAAAGAAGGAUUCGUGAGUUACCUUACUUUUUCCCGUACCACAUCAUUUAUUUGGGCUCUCUCAUGCCAUCAUUACGAAAGUAA
Messenger RNA from Echinostoma caproni, 408 nucleotides. NCBI's taxonomy places the organism in Eukaryota, Metazoa, Platyhelminthes, Trematoda, Plagiorchiida, Echinostomatidae. The record is from the annotation of a GenBank genome assembly.